Molecule: messenger RNA, 7841 nt
Organism: Haliotis rufescens (red abalone)
Lineage: Eukaryota; Metazoa; Mollusca; Gastropoda; Lepetellida; Haliotidae
Product: rab-like protein 6
Exons: 14
Coding region: 465-2720 (751 amino acids)
Cellular component (GO): cytosol; nucleus
Molecular function (GO): GTPase activity; GTP binding
Source: RefSeq, a predicted model, not a curated record
UAAUUUCGAAUUAAUCAGCCAGAUGGCAGGCGAUGGGAGUCGUCUGACAAGAGUGUUUUCGGCAUAAUUCGAUGUGGUUAUGCAUUGAAAAAAACUUAGCGUUCAAGUCAUGGCACAAUCAUAUCUAUCUUUAUGUUAGUUUGCGUAGAACGUCUCCAUGAAUAUGUAAGAAAGGUUGUCACAGAAGAGGAUGGUUGUGAUUGACAGCUCGCUACUGUUGAAUCUCACGAUGCUCCACCGUGUAUUGUUUAUCAAGUGAUCACGACACUCUCGGAUAUCUACUUUAAAAGAUAUGCUGUUAUUUGUUAAUUUUUAUUUAUUUGUUAGGCACGAUAAUAUUGAAACUGGAAGGGAUACAAACUCUUUAUUUUUUAAGGCCGACUUAAGACUUUGAUGCUUGAAUUUGAUCAAGCAGAUCAUAUUUGUUAAGAUACAUCUACGUGAUCAGUCAACAUUAACACACAAUGUCGUUGUUCAAACGUUUGCUUGGUGGCUCAAACCAAGAUGUUUCCAAAGGCUCCCCACCCCAGGGAAUGCAAGCCAUGGGAGCUCAGCUGCAGAGAAAGUUUGCCAAAGGAGUACAGUAUAACAUGAAAAUUGUGAUUCGAGGUGACCGAAAUACUGGUAAGACCUGCUUGUUCCAUCGCCUGCAAGGCCAGCCCUUCAAGGAGGAAUACAUCCCUACCGAUGAAAUACAGGUAGCCAGCAUCCACUGGAACUACCGCGCCACCGACGAUGUUGUGAAAGUGGAAGUGUGGGAUGUUGUGGACAAGGGUAAGAAGAAGCGGAAGUCAGAUGGGCUCAAGUUGGACAACGCUGCUGAUAGCGCUUUAGAGGAACCGUGUCUGGAUGCAGAGUUCCUCGAUGUUUACAAAGGAACUCACGGUGUCAUCUUCGUCUAUGACAUCACAAAACAGUGGACAUUCACGUAUGUUGAGCGUGAGAUAGAGCGGAUACCGUCUCAUAUUCCCAUCAUCGUCCUGGGCAACCACCGAGACAUGGGCCACCACAGGACUGUCAUCGAGGACAAGGCCCGGGUAUUUGUGGAGAGUGUACAGAAAGACAGGACGGAGGGUUCAGCACAAGCCCGGUAUGCAGAGUGUUCCAUGAGGAACGGGUUUGGCCUCAAGUUCCUCCACAUGUUCUUCAACCUCCCCUUCCUCCAGCUUCAGAGGGAGACGCUACUGAAGCAGCUGGAGACCAACACACAGGACAUGCUGUCCACAGUGGCAGAGCUGGACAUCCACGACGACUCCGAGGAGCAAAACUAUGACAUUUUCCUGGAGAGUCUGACCAUGAAGCGAAGGAAGCAAGCAGAGCAGCAGGCAGAGAAAGCCUUGUCUGACUCACACCUGAAGCAGGACGAGACGGGGGUCAUCCGGUCAGCUGAUGACCACUCCAUCCCCAACAACUCCCCACCCACCUCCACUGUGCCCAGGUCAGUGUCCCAGCCUUCCCUGCCCCGUGUCCCAUCAACGCCCAAGAUGCCUGACAUCCCACCACCCACCGCCCCUGCCACAUCUGCCAGUUCAUCACCAGCCACGCCCGUGGCCUCCCCACCCCCCGUGGAACAGAAGCAGGGCUUCAUGUCCAGGUUGUUCAAGAAGAAGCCGAAGGAACCGCCAGAAGUGACAGAACCCCCACCAGAGUCUAAGACCUCCAAGCCAGCAGAGUCUAUGGUGAAGAGCGUGGAGGACUUUGUCCCGGACGGUGACGGUCUUGACAGUGCUUUCCUAGACGAUGCCCGUGACCCGACCAGCACUGUUAAGCAACAGGCUGACGGAGAUUCUGACAGUGAUGACGAAGGCAACAACCCAAUGGUAGCAGGUUUCCAGGACGACCUGGACUCUGAGGAUGAGCGUCCCAUCAGUCAGACAGCAACCCCUGCUGUGUCAGGGGUCAAGGACAUCGAUCUCACGAGUGAGGAGGAGGAAGAGGACCAUGUGGACAUUCCGGAGUCAGAGGUACGGGUCAUCUCCCAGGACGUGGACAUCUCCUCCAGCGACGAAGCAGCAACAGUGACAACAAGCUUCACCAAGGCAGCACCAAGGGAGGUAACUCCCACUGUGAAAGUGGCCGCUGUGGACGUGAGUGUGUCAGAGUCGGAGAGUGACGAUGGUGAGAGGAAGGACACACAGGGGGAUGACCUGGGGGGUAGAAAGGGGAGUGAGGGAGGACAGAGUUGGGGUAGCAAGGAAGGCCACAGCAAUGGCCGAGGUGGUGCUACGCCGACACCAGCUGCCGACACCAGUAUGGAGGAGGACGUUGAGGGCAAUGCUGGUAUCGAUGUUCCACAGGAGGACUUCAGUAACUGGCUGGACCAACUCGAGGAGAAGUCCACUCCAGUUGUCGUGAGAAACAAGUCCUCCAAACCUCGCCAGAAGAAGCCGUCCACAGAGAGUGAGGAUGACUGUAGAAUCAAAGCAAUCAGCUCCGAUGUAGAAGAAGCAGAGACAAGCAUUGUCAAGUCCACAAAGAAGAAAAAGAAAAAGAAGUCUGAGGAUAAGGAGGAGGAGAAGUCUCAGAAGAAGACAAAGAAGAAAAAGGAAAAAGAUGGAGAUGGAGAGAAGAAAUCAGCAAAGAAGGAGAAGAAAAAAAGAAAGAAGAAGAAGGAAGAAGAAGAUGAUGUGGACGACCAGCAAGAGAAAGAUGACCUGGAGGCCUUCCUGGGAGAGCCAGAAGCAGGCCGGUCUGUGGGGGGGGACUACCAGUCGUUAUAGCACAGGGUGAGCAGGAUUUUGUGUGCUGGGAAUACGGAUAGGGAAUAAUGAUGUGUAUAUACAACACGCUGAAGUCAGGAAGAGGUGAUGAGCGUUGAAGCACAAGGAAUGGAAGAUGGGAUUGGGUGUUCAUAUUGCAAGGCAAGUGUUAUGAGUGUUUAUUACACGGGGAAGGAGGAAGGGAGUUUGUGCAGCCCAACUGAGGAGGAAGACUAGUUUGUGGAACUUGAAGAGCAAGGCCUGGUGACUGGAGAGGGCUAGGAGUUUCUACGUCACAGAAGAGAUGAGAUCAGGUUCAGAGAAAACUUUGUCUGGUCAUGGAGGCCUUCAAGUAACCAUGGUAACAGUGGCAGGACCAGCUGUUGAUCACAGUCAGACCAAGCUCCAAUGUGGAGGAAGUUGUGUAACCCUCAACCAGAGAUUGAGGCUCCAUGGUAUGCCAGUGUCAGAUUGAGGCUCCUUGGUAUGCCAGUGUCAGAUUGAGGCUCCUUGGUAUGCCAGUGUCAGAUUGAGGCUGGAUGGAAUGCCAGUGUCAGAUUGAGGCUCCUUGGUAUGCCAGGGUCAGAUCGAGGCUCCUUGGUAUGCCAGUUACAGAUUGGGGAUCCUUGGUAUGCCUGUGACAGAGUGGGGAUCCUUGGUAUGCCUUUGACAGAGUGGGGAUCCUUGGUAUGCCAGUGUCAGAUCAAGGCUCCUUGGUAUGCUAGUGUCAGAUUGGGGAUCCUUGGUAUGCCUGUGACAGAGUGGGGAUCCUUGGUAUGCCUGUGACAGAGUGGGGAUCCUUGGUAUGCCUGUGACAGUGGGGAUCCUUGGUAUGCCAGUGUCAGAUCAAGGCUCCUUGGUAUGCCAGUGUCAGAUUGAGGCUCCUUGGUAUGCCUGUGACAGAGUGGGGAUCCUUGGUAUGCCUGUGACAGAUUGGGGAUCCUUGGUAUGCCUGUGACAGAGUGGGGAUCCUUGGUAUGCCAGUGUCAGAUCAAGGCUCCUUGGUAUGCUAGUGUCAGAUCGAGGCUCCAUGGUAUGCCAGUGUCAGAUCGAGGCUCCUAGGUAUGCCAGUGUCAGAUCGAGGCUCCUUGGUAUGCCAGUGUCAGAUUGAGGCUCCUUGGUGUGCUGGUGUCAGAUCGAGGCUCCAUGGUAUGCCAGUGUCAGACUGAGGCUCCAUGGUAUGCCAGUGUCAGAUCGAGGCUCCAUGGUAUGCCAGUGUCAGAUCGAGGCUCCAUGGUAUGCCAGUGUCAGAUUGAGGCUCCAUGGUAUGCCAGUGUCAGAAUGGUAUGCUAAUGUGACUCUGAGACUACAUUGUAUGCUAGUUUUUGGAAACUGGGUUUUGUUUUCUAAUAACCAGAUUAAUGCUAUGGUCAUGAAGUAUUCCUGAACAACAAAACUGACAGAAGAGUCUGCUGAUGUCUGAAUGAUCUUGUUGUGGAGCCUCAUUGAUCUACCUUAUGAUCAGAACUAACAACAUUGGGACAUAUGCAAGCAGGCCCACCUGUGUGGGUGGGCUGCCAUGUCCCCAGGCUCCCAUUGGUGGCCUCAUCAUUGUAUGUCUGUCUGUGGGUCCACACAGUAUUCAAUGUCUGUCUUAAUGUGCAUGGAGUCCUGUCCAACUAUUAAUGAAUUUUAUUUCAUGCUUCAUGUUUUCUCCUGGAAAAUUACAUUCCUCACCAAGGCAGCGUUAUCAGAACAUGAUGACUGUCUGGUGACAGGUCCCAAACAAAUCAUCCUUAUUAGAGCACUGACACCUCUUACUGUUGGAACCUUCCACUCCUGUGGGGAAGGAGUUGUUGGUGUUUCAGAUUCCAUUUUUAGAGAAGUGUUUGCUAUGUUUACACUAAUUUUGACAAUUGUGACAGCUGUGAUUCUAAGUGCAAUAGUUUGUUCCUGUGGUGUCUGAAAUUAUGUCUCUUAAUAGAAAGUAAAAGAAUUAGGUUUGUCAAGUUAACUGAACUUGUCUCCCUUUGUUGUAUAGGUUAUCUCCCCCCUUAUGGUAUGGGUUUUCUUCCCUGAUUGUAUGGGUUGUCUCCCAUUAGUCUAUGGCUUGUCUCCCAUUAGUCUAUGGCUUGUCUCCCCUGAUUGUAUGCGUUGUCUCCCUUAAGUGUAUGGGUUGUCUCCCUUGAUUGUACAUUAACCCUGUUAACCAGAGUGUAACACCAAGAGUGUAAGUCUAUAUAUCUGUGCAUUAUCCCAAGGUAUCAACAGAGUAUACUGUUUCUUGUGUAGCCAUGACAACUAGAGUGAAGAUGAUAGGAGUCUGAUAUGAAUGUUUUCUUUGAUCAGGGGUUGAUGAAAGAGAAACCUCGGCAGUGGGAGGUGCUUCACAAGAAACACUGCAGGCAGUCAGGGGCAGACCCAGUGUAAUCUCAGCGCUGUCCUGAAAUAGUCAUCAAGAUGAAUCCAUGACUGAGUGGCCACGUUGUGCAUUUAUUGCCUCAAGAAAUAUUAACACAACUAGCAUUUAAGACAAAUUAUUGAAAUACCAGAUGUAAAUUUUUAUCACAUCUGUAACUAGUUGUUAAGGUAACUUAUUCCUGUAAGACAUAUAUUGUCUAGCUGCGUACAGACACUUCACACCUGUUACUUGAAGCACCUGUACUGCUGUCUACCAGGUGAAGCAGUCAGUAUGGCGGCCUCUGUAUCCACUACUCAACUUCUGAUGUUACUUGAAGCAUCUGUACUGCUGUCUACCAGGUGAAGCAGUCAGUAUGGCGGCCUCUGUAUCCACUACUCAACUUCUGAUGUUAUUUGUAAUCAUGGAAUAAUUGGAAUAUGUUCAAGUACAGUAGAAUAUGUGUUCACCAUGACAACAUCCUCUGCUGUUUAACCCUCAUCUAGGUAACAUAAGCACCUGGAGAAACAAACCAGUCAUCCCAUGUGCUUCCCUCCAAUCACAAUGUGUGAAAUUGGUGGCCCUCCAUUCAAACUGAUGCAUAUCUCUCUCUCUCUCUCUCUCUCUCUCUCUCUCUCUCUCUCUCUCUCUCUCUCUGUGUCUCUCUCUCUCUCUCUCUCUCUCUCUCUCUCUCUCUCUCUCUCUCUCACAGAGGCAUGGAUCAUUACUCACAAUGUCAGUCACUCGAUUGUCUGGUCCAGAUUUGAUUAUUUACAGGCCACUGUCAUGUAGCUAGAGUUUGCUAUUAAACAACACUCUCACUCACUCACUCACUCACUCACUCACUCACUCACUCACUCUACAAACUAACAUGGGGUCACAGUGGUCUUAGGUUCUGGAUCUACAAGUUCAUGUGCAGAGUUGUAUCCCUUUAUUGUGCCAGGAUUAGCUUAUUCUGUAUGCUUACUUGUCCUUGGUUAGUCAGCACCCUACUCAUGCACAAAGGUUUAUCUGAGGUACAGUUAUAUAACUCAACCCCAGACGAAUUCUGCAACUAAAAGUUCAAAAUUCUACGGUAAAGACAUACCCGUUUCCCCCUCAAAAAUUAACACAAACUCAUUUUUGGAAAACUCAAAUCCAAAUCCCAAACAAAAUAUUUCCACAAACUGUUAUUAUUGACAGUUAUCAUUGGAUAAGCCAUCCAUACAAUAAUGAAAAUAAAUAUGCACAGUGUUUACAUAUAAGCAAAUAUACAUGUCAGUGACAUAGUGUUUGUGGUCAUCAGACAAAUGUUUAAGAGUGAGAAUUAUUUAUUUCAAAUUUUGUUUUAUUGUUGGAUUCAAAUUUUGUAUGUUUAAAAGCAUGUAAAAUGUUUUUGCAUCAUUCGAGUACAGAAAUUUGAUAGAAAAGCUUGAAAAUAAUUUUUAAAAAUUGGUUUAUUGAUAGGUUUUAAAAGGCAAAUUCCGUGAUAAUUCUGUGGUAAGAUUUUCUGCAAAUCUUUCCACUAUUGCAGAACUGAACACUGUUACAAGCUGACUACUCACUCCCAAUUUAGAAUAGAGGACAGUUGUCAAUAGUGAGCCAUGGCAACCACUGCUGUGAGUUUCUCUGGACUAAAUAUUGAGACUAAGUUCAACAAUGAGUUAAUCACAAAUUAUAACUGAGAAACAAAUUAGAAUUAUUGUCACAGAGGAGGUGAGACAGGCAGCAAGGUUAGAGGCAUCCUCCCUUCCAGUAGUCCUGCUUCAAGUAUACACAGUUGGAGUGAGUGAGUGAGUGGGGACCCCUGGAUCAGUAAGUGUCAGUAACUCCCAGCUGUCUGUGUGGUUGUACAGCGUGAUCAUAGCGCUAAGGUCAUCAUAACUCCAAUACCUCAACAAGACAGUCGUGGAGCUAAGGUUGUUUUGUACAACUUCACCCUGAACAAUACAAGUCAUUGACUGAAUGCAGGAGUAACCACAUGUCAUGACCUGAUCACCACAGUGACAUGAACAUGAUGUUGUACGCCUCAUAGAGGCAUUUCAACUGGCAUGUGGUUACUGGUAUCAUAGCUGCAGCCACAGUGUGAUGUAUACAGUGAAGCCUUACCCGUGUCAACUUGAACUUCCUUGAUACAUCAUCCCCCUAGAACUGACAGGGAUUCCAUUAGUAUCUUUUCUGUCUCGAGUUCGUUGGUGGCCAACCAUUUGAUAUUGUCAAGGAGGCUUGGGAUUUUUUCCAGAAAAAUAAAUUGUUCCUGAAAUCUUGAAAAAAAGAAAUAUGCUUCAUAUUUAUUGUUUAAAAAAAAGAAAUUGUCUGCCACAAAAAUAACAUUGUUGCAAUAUUUCUGUUGAAAAAGGUAUUUUUAAAAAUAUAUCUGGUUUUGCAGCUGUAGCUGAAACAAUAUCUGGUCUCGAUACUAAAUGCCAGCCCCCCAAAGAAUAUCAAAUGGUCGGUCCCUUAACAUGGCAUGGCUCCAUGUAUUCUGGUGUAAGUUGUGAAGGAUGGUACGGUUGUCCACUAGUCAAGAAUCUUGACCAGAAAGCCGAGUUUGAUUCCCAUGUGUAAAGCAUGUACUUUGCCAGCCAGCCUGGUCGUGUAGUGGAUCUAGUGUAUUCGAUCUCUGACCAUGUGUUGUUGUAAUGAAGAAGUAGUCUGUUGUAGUUCUGAUGUUACAAGUCCUUGUGUGUGAGGUUUGUUGACAGUCAGAUCAUCCUGUACUUUGUGGAUAUGUAUAUACUGUUGCUAGGUGACAUGUCAAAGUCAAAUUGUGAAUAAAAAUGUAAUAUAUUUGUCUUAAAUAAAAGUCUUCCUGCCAAGACAAA